Messenger RNA from Trichobilharzia szidati, 7872 nucleotides. NCBI's taxonomy places the organism in Eukaryota, Metazoa, Platyhelminthes, Trematoda, Strigeidida, Schistosomatidae. The record is from the annotation of a GenBank genome assembly.
AUGAAUGACAGGGGUGUUAAUCUCGUGGAUAGUAACAGUGUUGUUGGUAGUCGUAUAAAGCUGAAUUGUGAAAGAUUAGUGUUGAAAUGUGAAGAUCAAACAAUUGCUGUCUUUCAGAAUUUAAAAAUUCGUCGAAGACCAGAAAAUAUUCAACAUCGUGUAGAACACCUUAAAAUGGGUUUGAUUAAUCAAGAAAAUUCUUCUUGGGAAUUUUAUAUGGACUUACUCUACAUAACAUUUCCAUAUCGAUAUAAAUUUCGUGAUAUCUAUCAAGAGGCAUCAUCUAUUAGAAGAUUUCUACGUAAAUUACAGUCCGAUGAAAGUAUAUAUCAUGAAUUGGAUGAAUUAACAACUACUGAUGAGUUAACAGAUUCUUCUUCUAUUCAUACACCAAAUGACACACGUACAGGAUCAAGUAAAUUUUUCCUUGAAUCGCCUACUGCUACAAUGCCGUCAAAUUUACUGUUGGAUUCUGAUUCUGUUUCAAAAACUACACCAAUCAUUAAUCAUGAUCGAAUUCUACAUAUUAAAAGACUUAUUAUUGAAAUUAAAGAUGAUCCAUUCGAGUGUAAACUGAAUGAUAUUCAUACUAUUUUAUUGGAUGAAUUUGCUAUGCAUGAAAAACGUGUGAAUAAGCUACGUGAACAGUUAACAAGAGCAGCACAAUCAGGAAUACGUAUUUCCGACGAAGAACGUCAAGCGUGUUUUGCCCGCAUAGAAAUACAACGAGCUAAUGAAUAUCGGAAUCGGUUAACUCGUUUCUAUCAAGAUUAUGCUAUAUCUGAUGAGUUAUUCAUAUUUACAAUGGAUAAUUUAAAAAUUAAAGCGCUAGCUGAUGGGAGUUUAACUACAGGGGAACAGAUUAUUGAACAAAUGAAAAUGAUGGAUAAUGAAAGUCCUUGGCCAAAUCUAACUGAUAAAGAUUUCUGUACGCUUUGGUGUCGUAUCAUUACACUGAAUGUUGAUCGUUGGCGUUUUCAGUUAAGAGAUUAUCCUAAACCAUGUUGGGAUGUGACAGAUUUAUUUCUUUGGGGUAAAUUAGUCAUUGCUGAACAGGUAGCUGAUGAAAAAGGUCAGCGUAAAGUUUCAAUUGAACCUGGUAAACCUUGGCCAAAGUACACGCUGAUUCGUGGUAGUUCACCCACAAAAUUUUAUUAUGAUUUGAAUGCAGAUGUCAAAUCAUUACAUAUUUGUUAUGGUGCUAAUUGGGAGCCGACAAUAUCUUGGUUAAAUCAACGUUUAGAUGAUAUUAAACCGUUGACAAAAGACAAGUCGUAUCCACCAUUAGGUUGGUGGGAUAAAUCACGUCUACUAUUGCAUGGUCGUUUUCUAUUCGCCGUGGAUGCAAUGCAUUGGUUAUAUUCAACUAGUUUAAGUCCGUAUAAUUCAACGGAAUUUUUCACUUGGCAAUGGAAUCGUGUUGUUGUCAAUUGGGAAAAUGGAGUUAUACGUGUUGAUGGAGAUCUUGAUAUUGUCUAUCAAACAGCAUCAAAAUAUGAUGGGAUAUGUAGACUGUUUCAUUGGCCACGUUUAGAAAUGACUGUGAGACUCGAUUGGUUGUCAUUACGUGAUCCUAAUGAUCAUCAUUCAGUGAAAUAUUGUUGUACAGAGAAUUUAUCCCCUUCAGAACGACUACAGCAUGAUUCAUUCAAAUACUUUCGAGCAAAUCGUUUAGCAAUGCAAGUGAAUUUCACUGUGAAACCACCGCCUACUGGAUCGUCUGGAUCAACUGAUCAACGACCAUGGUGUUUAUUUUAUACAAGUGUAUUAAAAUUUGCUGAUAAAUUACGGGUUUGCCUUUCACAAAUCUCUCGACCUAUUCGUCGUGGAUCUUUGUAUAAUUAUAAUCCACCGAGGAAACCGCAGUUUGGACGUUUAAUUCAAUCAUUGGAUUUCAGUUUCAAUCUACCCCAGUUAGAGUUAAUCUUUUGGGUAUCCUAUGCUAAACGUACUGGUGUACACUUAACAACUGGACCAAUACAAGUUAUUGGCAAAUUGAAACGUGAAAUAGAAAAUGAAGUUAAAGUUCGUCGAAUUAUUGUUAAUAAUAAUAAUAAUAAUAAAAUAUCAAAUAAUUUCUACCGACAACCAUAUACAUCAACAACUGGGAAUGGAUUUACUAAUAUUACUACUAAUAUUGCGAUUAAUAGUAGUAGUAUGACCAGUAAUAAUAAUAAUUGCGCUUCAACUCUAUUACAUCCCUAUGUUAUGAUACCACCACGUUUACCUAUCCAACGUAAUGGACUAUCAAGACGUCCAAUCGCCAGCUGGUGCGUAUUACAUUUAUUCGCUAGUGUACAUGAUAGUGCAAUACGUCUGAGGCAUAGAGAUAAUCUACCUGGACCUUUAGUGCAAAUGUUACUUCAAUACAUGAAUGAACAUCAAAAUCAAAAUAACCUUUCACAAUCUGGCAGUAGUCAUCAUAAACUAAAUAAGCCUUCUGUUACUACUAGUGAAUUAGAACAAGAUGCUGAAGAGAUGAAUGAUGCAGAAGCAUUUAUUCUUGUCCCAUUGUUACGCUAUCAACAAUUAUGUCCAUCUGUGUUGCCACCGAAUGUAACUGUUCGUGUUCAUAUACCUGGACCACGUUCAACAACAAUGACGAAUGCUAAUACAACGACAGCGACAACGACGACGCCGACAACCACUACUAAUUCUACUACUACUACUACUGUUAAUAGUAAUACGAGUAGUAAUAAUAAUAAUAAUAGUAGUGAGAAUGGUGAUUCAACAAGCCAUGACAUCGAUCCUACUGAGGAUAGUUAUUGUAAAGGAUCGGAAAGGAAUACACUAACUGCCUCUGCGACAGCUAUGAAUACCUCUGUCACCCUGACACCGACAGCAACAAUGAAGGCAACUGUUGGCUUACAAUCUGAUGAAAAGAGUCCGUACAAAAAUAAAUUCCCAUCUACUCAAGACAAUGUCAAUAAUACAAAGAUGACAACAACAGAUAUGAAUGCCAAUCGAACAGAUGCUGCUAAAGACGUCGAUGCCAAUGGUGAGAAGCAUCAGUUAACACAUGAAGAAUUGACUCCUGUUCAUCAUCUUGAAAUUCAUGAAUUUAAAAUGCGUUGGACUGAGCAUAAUCGUAACUUGGUCUACAUUCUAAUGGAUAGUUAUCAACAUGCACAAUCAUUGAAAAAGAAUUUAUCCGCUCGUGCAUUGCAUGGAUUUAAAUUGCAUCCAGGUCAAACAGGGACAGGUACAACAACAACAACGCCGAUGACAACAACAACAACCACGACAACAUCAGCUGUUGGUGGUGGGGUUGGGAGUAGUGGAGGUUUUGGACUUGGAAAGUUGAGCAUUGGUGGCAGUAAUGCCAGCAGUACUGUUCUUAGUCGAAAUGCACGUAGUGCUAUACAACUGUCAAAUAGUAAUCAAAUAUCAAAUAUGCACUACAAGUUAUCAGAUCAUGCAGACAAGCGACCAGGUGUUCGACAUACUGGAUCACAUCGUCUAUUAAGAGAUUAUGAUCAUACUGUAGACCUGCUAGAGACUAAUGAUCUUCUGUGUGAUGAGACAGCCAAUAUUCCAACUUCCUCAUCGACAACAACAACGAAAAUUGAUGCAGCUGUCGGCAAAGAUAAUCCUCCUUAUGAUUAUGAAUUCAUGCCUAGGAAGCAUUCUUCAUCCGAUGUAGAUAUAUCAAUACCUGGUAGUGGUGGUGGUGGUACUGAUUCACCGUCAAUAUCAUCACGUAAAUCAAAAUCUUCUCAUCUAGAACAAAUUCCAAUGCUGGCACAAUUGUUAGAAGAAGUUGAUACUGCACGAUUUUAUGCCUAUUGUGAAGAGGAGCCUAAACAGACAGAUGUUGUAUCACAAUUACAAGGAUUAAAUAUAUGUGCAUCAAGUUUGGUAGCUGAGCGUAAUUGGCACAUAGAAUUAAUCAAUCCUCAGUUAUUAUUAAAAACAAAUCAUCUAGCUGGUUAUGUAUUGGUAUCCGCAGCCAGAGCUAAGUUGGAUGCAUUAACCCAUCCACCGAUAUGGAAAGAUUCUCAAUUAUUGAAUAAAUCUAGUCUAGUUGGACAUUUAGAAUGUAUGCAGUACUAUGCUACUGUUGGACAGGUCCUUCCAGGUACGCCUGAUCAAUGGUUGUCAACAGCUGAUGUCAGUGAUUGGGCACAUCAUGGUUUAAAUGCCGACGAAGAUGCAUUGACUGGACGACCAGAAGUUGUUGGUUGUGGUAGAUCAGUUGGCGGUGUUGUGACAGCAUGUGUUGGCUUCCCACAGAAUAUAUCAAGUAAUAAGUCGUCAUUAUUAGCCCGUCAAAGUAUCAUAAAUCAUGCCGGUUUCACAGCUAACACUGGUGGUGGUGGUGGCGUCGGCGGUAUGUCAGCUGAGGCAAUCACUAGUGGUAAUACGACAUUGGUGAACAAUAAUUUCGGUACUUUUUCUACUACUGCCAAUACGAUAACUUCAGGUGCUGCUGUUGGAGAGAACAACACCAAUUGCAUUCGACCUAUACAACUGCAAAGGAUGAUAUCUCGUUGUUCAUGUGAAGUUUUCUACAUUCACUAUGAACCUGCUGAUCCCGCGAAUUUACCACUACCGCAUUUAAUUCCACCUUUGUCACUUGAUGAAACAGAAGUCGUGCAUAAUCCAGAAGGAGCUGAUACAGUUACUCUAUUACAUCAUACAUUAAAUGUUUUUACAAAUUCUCUUCAAUAUCAUAUGAUUGUUGAUAUUGUUAAUGAUCUCCUCCUGUAUGUGGAACCACAAAGAAAGGCUCAAUCAGAACGUAAUCGUGUCGCUUUUGGUUUAAUGUCUGAAUCACAAGUUCGAUUAGCUAUCCUACGUGAUCAAGAGGCUUUGCGUCGAAUGAUAUUAGAUCAACGUCAUUUAGAGCGUUAUUUAUGGUCAUAUGUUAGUCAAACAAUGCAAGAAUUAGGAUUGAAUACACCAAUAGGUUAUCCUAAUUCUUUUCAAUUUAUAAAUAAUUAUAGUAAUAACAGUAGUAAUAGUAAUAAUCCUAUUCUAUCCACAACAAAAACCUCUAUGGAUUCAACAUUUUAUGAAAGACGAUCAUCAAAUAUUACAUUGAAAUUAGUGAAUUGUAUUCAAGGGGCUAGACAUUUAGAGACUCAAAUCAACACACUGAAGUCAAGUAUCAUCGAUUUGAAUGCCAUUCUAUCACAACGUUUAGCGCAUUAUCAACAAUUACAAAUACAAGCUCAACGUCGUCAUAUACGCAAAGCAAUGUCAUUUAAACGUCAUCCAGUACAAUCUACAGCAUCAUCGUCAUCAUCGUUCACCGGUGAUUUUCCUCUUCCUCCAACAACAGUGGCGGCGACUACUGUAGCUAGCGGUUUCAGUGGAUCAGGUGUUGGCAAUCUUAGUUUAAUACCGAAGCAAUCUACAGAAGAUUUCAAUCGAUAUUCUCAAUUAAGCGCUGAUUCUGACUCGUAUCUACCUGCCAACAGCAGCAAUAAUAAUAAUAAUCCUAGCAGCGGUAGUGGGUUAAUUGCUGGUCGAGGAAAUCUACGUCGUGCAUCAUCAACAGACUAUUUAAUUCAUACAAAUAUUAUUGGUAAUAACAAUAGUACAAAUAUUAAUUUGAAUCAAAAUCAAUCUGUUACAGAGUCGAUUUUAUCUGAGAAUGUCAAUAAAUCGAUUGAUAAUGGUGGUAGUAAACCAGCUGAAGUGGUUAGACGAAGUGAGGUUUGUUUUGAACAUGCAAGAUGGCGUAUGACUGAGCAUGAUGGACAAAUUGGUUUAGCUGAUGUUGAAUUACGCGGUUUCAUUUAUACAAAAAUUAAUCGUCAAGAUGAUUCUGGUUCACAUCGUUUAGAAUUAGGCUGGAUACGCGUGUCUAGUCUAGCACCGAAUUCUUUCUAUAAAGAAGUUUUAGCACCUGAUGUUUCUGGUGGACGAUAUGCUGGAGGACCUAUACUACGCAUUGCGUGUUCUGCUUUAGCACCUGUCGGUGGAAUAUCUGUCAAGGAAGCUAUGGAAAUCAGCGUUGCACCGAUUGUACUUCAGAUGAGUAAACAAUUCUAUCGUAUAAUGAUGCCAUUUUUCUUCCCUGAAAAAUCUGAGGAAUCAAAUACAACAACGACAACAACAGGAGCAGCAACAACUUCUACUACUGCUACUAGUAGUACUCAUACUUCCGCUCCUACAACUUCAAUAAAUAGUUCUAUGAAUAACCGUCCAAUUAUACUAUCCAAUCAAAUGAAUGACGCACUAACCACCAAUACUGGUUUAAUGAUCAAUCCGUCUGGAUCAUCACAACAAUUUAUGAAUUUAUUACAGUAUGAAUGUAUGAAUUCAAAUGCAUUGAGUGGUGGGGGCGCUGGUGUAGGUGUUGGUGUUGGUGUGGGCAGUAGUGAUAGUUCAUUUCAUCCUUUAGAAUCAACUCCAGAUACACAGCAUUUCUUAGACCCAUCCGUUGAUAAUAUGAUUAUGUCGCGUAAAUCAUGGAUUCGCCGGUAUCUAUCCAGGUAUUUUCCACAUCGUCAACAAACAACCGCCAGUAGUAGCGGUGUUCCUGGUGCUGAGAAUGAAGCAUGUCAACAGUUAAAUAUUUCUCAGAAAUCCUCUCAACCGAUGGAUACAGUUGAUAACGCCUCAUCGUUAUCUGUACCGCUGUCACGGUCAUCACCAUUGUCUACGUCAAAAACAACACCGGUAGCUGUGUCAGUAUUAACAAAACUUCAAUCCCCGUCUAAUUUAACUAUUGAAGCUGCUAUCUCUGGACGAAAUUAUUGUAGUGUAAACGAUGAUGACUGGGUGAAUGAUACAGUCAAUACAUCGACCUUUUUAUUACCUAAUAAUUUAUUACAAAAGAUAAAUAUGAGACGGAAAUUCUCUCUUCAAAGUGGAGAUUAUCAAUCCAAAGAACAUUCAUCACUGCUACUUCCUCCACAAAUGGAUUAUGCAACAAACAACACUGGAUUAUCAUCAAGCCAGAUGAAUCCUAUGAAAGCUGCUUGUUAUUAUCCUUCUGAUAAUACUGAUCUACUACUCAUGAGAAUGAUGAUGAUGACGACGGGAGGAACACACGGUGGAGAAGAACCUCAGUCGCAUAUUAAUUUAUGCACUCGUUGUAGACCACCGCAUUUAAUUACUGGCAGUAGCAGUAGUCAUUGUGGUCAUCCUGCCUAUCAUCAAAUGAUGAUAACAUCCGCGUAUAAUCCAAUGGAUUAUGGAUCUGUGACAAUUGAACAGGCUAUGAAUCAGAUUAAUAAUAAUAAUAGUAAUAUUCAUAAUAGUAAUAAUAAUAAUGCUAAUACUUCAAUUCCAUUGAAUCCAGUUGAUGUGAUGAGGGAAAGAGCUCGUCAGAACAAUGUAUUCUUGUAUAUUAAAAUUCCUGGCUUCCCAAUACGUUUAAGUUACAAGGGUGAAAAACAGAAAAAUAUUACUGAUGUGACCCGAUUCGAAUUGUUUAUACCUACACUAGAGUAUCAUAAUUGUGUAUGGACAUGGUUAGAUUUUGCUAUGGAAGUGAAAACACGAAUACGUAAACAGCUUGUACGAGAAGUGAUAAAGAAGAAAUUCACCCCACGACGUCGUUUACCAUUUCUGCGCGGUGGUGUUCCUAAUCAGAAUAAUGCUAAUAAUAAUAAUAGUGGUGUUAGCUGUAAUAUUACUCCUACUACCGCUGAUGUUCCACAAUCACUUAAACUGAAAGCAUUGAGUAACAGUAGUGGGGGUAGUAGUAGCAGUCUUCUACCCUCUGUCGGUCGAUUCAGUUCAUCCUUAUCUACAAAUCUGUCAGCUGUUACUGCUGAUAUUGAUUCAACUGCGGCACAAGAAGAAAAGGCCCAACGAGAAUUAGAAAUGAUACUUGGUCGGCAUGCACAAAUACAACCACAACAAGGCACCAGCGGUGGAGGUAAACUACGAAGGCGAAGGAAAUCAAAAGUAUGA